GUCAUGAUGUAAAUGUUGGAUAUUUAAGUUCAGGGUCGAUUUUUGAGGGGGCUUUUUCAAAACCUACUGGCUCGUUGAGUUGUUUUCGCACGAAUGUCAGAAUUAGUUCAUAGUAAUAAAACAAUCAACAUAGAAAAGCCUCGAUAUGAUCAAUCUACAUACAUCGGUCGAGCCAAACACUUUUUUAUUACAACUAAUCCUUUGAAUAUACUUAAAACGUCUACUGAGUUAGAAGAAGCAAGAACUAUUGUUCAUAAUUAUCGGAAAGGUAUUAUUCAACCUGGUUUAACUGUAGAAAAGCUUUGGCAUGCAAAGAAUGUAUAUGAUUCAGCUUUUCAUCCGGAUACAGGAGAGAAAAUGAUACUAAUUGGACGAAUGUCAUUUCAAGUGCCUGGAAAUAUGUUUAUAACAGGUUGUAUGUUACAAUUCUAUAAGUGA
Schistosoma turkestanicum is the source of this 438-nucleotide messenger RNA. NCBI's taxonomy places the organism in Eukaryota, Metazoa, Platyhelminthes, Trematoda, Strigeidida, Schistosomatidae. The record is from the annotation of a GenBank genome assembly.